Trypanosoma theileri is the source of this 729-nucleotide messenger RNA. RefSeq lists its product as uncharacterized. Lineage: Eukaryota; Euglenozoa; Kinetoplastea; Trypanosomatida; Trypanosomatidae. The transcript has a single exon. The annotation marks the transcript as partial. The record is from RefSeq and is a predicted model, not a curated record.
AUGAUGCUGUUCCGUGUGUUGUUUACUAUGACUUUGGUGCUGAGCAUUGCCUGUGCAUGUAUGGAGUCUGGAGAUGCUCUUGUUUCUAAAGCACUGCCUGAAGGUUUGCUUGAGGAAAACAGUGCGACAGGUCUUUCUUGUCCUCCUAGUGCUGUUGGUAGUAACGGUACUUGUCCUCAUUCUUCUGCGGAGAAGUCUUGCCCUGCUAAUGCUUCUCCUUCUGCAGAUGGUCAAACUUGUCAUACAUCCGAAGAAAAGAAAGCGACUUUAUCUAUACCGCAAGAUCAUGAUCGUCAAACUAAUAAGGGUCAUGAUGGUCCUUCUGAUUCUUCUGGUCAUGGUCAUACUGUGGUUGGUGUGAAUAGUGUCGAGGGUUCUCUUGGUAAAAACACUGGUGCUUCUCUUGCUACUUGUCCUGAUGGUUCUGCUGGUGUUUCUUGUCCUCGUACUGUGGAAAGUACAUCUGGUGGUGGUGAUGGUCCGUCUAAAGCAAGACCACCUGUUGCAAUGGGCGAAACUCCUGAAGCUCUUCCUGGUGAAGCUGAUGCUCCUGCUGACAGUGUACCACGUAAAGAUAAUGUUGAAGAAGGUGACAAAGGUGCUUCUACUGAACAAGGGAAUCAUGAUCCUGAAUCUGGAGAGGGUCGUAAUGGUGCUGCUUCUACUGCUGCGGAAAGCAGCGAUGUUCCUGCAGGUGGCCUUAAAAAUGGAAAAAGCGACAACAGUGCA